Molecule: messenger RNA, 4777 nt
Organism: Micropterus salmoides (largemouth bass)
Lineage: Eukaryota; Metazoa; Chordata; Actinopteri; Centrarchiformes; Centrarchidae
Product: myogenesis-regulating glycosidase-like
Exons: 6
Coding region: 301-2379 (692 amino acids)
Biological process (GO): skeletal muscle fiber development; carbohydrate metabolic process
Molecular function (GO): hydrolase activity, hydrolyzing O-glycosyl compounds
Source: RefSeq, a predicted model, not a curated record
AUCCGCUUCUAGCUCUUUCGUUUGGGCGGGACCAUUGAACUUUAAACCACCCUGCAGCUGCGCAGUGGGCUACUGCGCUCUCAAAUAUACACACUGACCUCAGAGAGUCAGAUGCGGAGGUCAUUCAGAAAUGGGGACUUUGAUGAAGAUCGGCAGGUAGACAUCAGGCUUUCCUUCACCUCCACUACUGCCAGCGUUAAGAUCUAUUCCAGAUAUUUUCACCAACACUGAUAGCAAGAUAACACAACAGCUGUCCACUCCUUCCACUCGCUACGCACCUCACUGCCUAAAGUCUUCAGCAUGUAUCAGAUUGUCCCGGUGGCUCCUGGGGAGCAGCGGACAGCCGGGGGAGCUGGUGGUUCUCCGCUGAAGAAGAAACUGGCUCAUGAAGGCCGGCCUCUGGUGAUGGCAGGCAUGUUAGGCUGUGUGUUGGUGCUAGCUGCUGUGGUUGCUUGGUGCUACUACUCAGCGUCGCUUCGUAAAGCCCAGCUGCUGAAGGCUGAGCUGUUGGACCUGAACAAGGACGGCUUUAUCAUUCGUAACCAGGCGGGGGCCGUCAUCUUCAGUAUGACCUUCAGGUCUGGCACUCUGGAUCUGGACUCCUGCUCAAAGGAGGGAAAUAUUCUGAGCUGCACUCAGUCAGAUUCUGGCAAGCUCAACUUCUUUAUCCAGACGGUUCGACCAAAGGACACGGUGAUGUGUUACCGUGUUCGCUGGGAGGAACUGCAAAAUAAGCAUUCAGUGGAGCACGCCAUGGCCUAUAAUGACUCUCAUUGGUACGGAGGGGCAGAGACAGCAGCACAGUACUGGCCUGUCAGGAUGCAGGGCGAGGAGGAACCACAACCCUUCAUCACGAGCGAUGUCUACUCAAAUCGAAACGCUUUUGGGGGAAUCUUGGAACGCUAUUGGCUGUCUUCAAAUGCCACUGCCAUCAAGAUUAAUGACUCCGUACCGUUUCAUUUGGGCUGGUCAGAGAAAGGCAGGACGCUCAGGUUUCAGGCCCGAUACAAGGACUCUCCCUUCAGACCACCAGAGGGUCAGCAGGCCUUACCUGAGCUCAGCUAUAGAGUGUGUGUGGGGUCAGAUGUUACCUCUAUUCACAAAUACAUGGUGCGUCGGUAUUUCCCGAAGCCCAUCAAGGUCCCAGCUCCUGAAGUGUUCAAAAAACCAUUGUGGUCUACAUGGGCUCUCCACAAGUCGGCUGUAACUCAGGAGAAGCUGCUGUCCUACGCCUCUGACAUCACCAAAUAUGGCUUCACAUGCUCCCAUCUGGAGCUGGACGACCGCUACACUGCAGACUAUGGAGAGUUUGACUUUGACCCGCAGAAGUUCCCCAAUGCUAGCGGUAUGUUUGACAAACUCAGAGAGGACGGAUUUCAAGUGUCUCUCUGGACACAUCCUUUUAUCAACUAUGACUCUAUUAAUUUUGGUGUUGCUGUGGAGAAAGGGCUGUUUGUGCGGGAGCCAAGCGGCGAGCUGCCUGCUCUGGUCCGCUGGUGGAACGGCAUUGGAGGAAUCUUAGACUUUACCAACCCCGAAGCCCGUCAGUGGUAUUCCUCAAAUCUGCAGAUGCUUAAACUCCGCUAUGACGUGACGUCGUUCAAGUUCGACGCAGGAGAGACGAGCUACCUCCCACGCCAGUUCAGCACCCGUGUCCCCCUGUCUGACCCCUCCACCUUCACCCGCUUCUACACAGAGAUGGCCAUACCGUUCAGCGAGCGUGCAGAGCUGAGGGUGGGUUACCAGAGUCAGAACAUCUCCUGCUUCUUCAGGAUCAUUGACAGAGACUCUGUGUGGGGUUAUGAGCUCGGCCUCAAGUCCAUCAUCCCGGCUGUUCUGACUAUUAGCAUUCUGGGCUACCAGUUCGUCUUACCUGAUAUGAUAGGAGGGAACGCAUACCCCAACCGCACCACAGGUGGUUUAGAUGGUCUGCCAGACAGAGAGCUGUAUAUCCGAUGGUUGGAGCUUUCUGCUUUCUUGCCUGCUAUGCAGUUCUCUAUACCACCAUGGGCCUACGACAAUGAGGUGGUACAGAUAGCGCUGAAGUUCACAGAGCUCCAUGAGACUCUGGUGGCCCCCAGGGUUCUUGAGCUGGCAGGUGAGGUUCUUGAUACAGGAGACCCAAUCAUAAGGCCCCUCUGGUGGAUCGCCAAUGAUGACGAGGCGGCUUAUAAGAUUGAUUCCCAGUUCCUGAUCGGGGACGACCUGAUGGUGGCUCCGGUGUUAGAGCCUGGAAAGCAGGAGAGGGACAUCUACCUGCCUGCAGGACGAUGGAAAAGCUACAAGGGGGAACAUUUUGAUGUAAAGAAAGGCCCCAUGUACCUCACUGACUACCCUGUGGACCUGGAUGAGAUAGCUUUCUUUACAUGGGUUCACUGAGGACAUUAAAAGACUCAUAAACACACACAUACUGUAUGCACAUGUACCUUCUUGUGAGCACACAAACCAAGAAUUGUUUGUUUUUCAAAAGGAAAUGACCACUAGUGUGAUUCUGGUAAAGAUUUAACUUCGUGUCUCCACUGACCUGUUCUUUAUCUGGACGCCUGCCUGCAGUCUAUAACCGUCCAUCCAAAGAAUAAGAAUGAAACUUGUAUUCACUUCUGAUUCUCUUGUUCCAUCCGUAAGCUGAUCCUCAUCCUCAUGUGCCUUCCGCAGCCAAUAGAUUGUAUGAUCACCACAGUCUUCCACCUAAUAGACGCCUAGAUUACAGAGUCCCACAGCAUGUUUUUCUUUCAGACUGCGUGAUAAGGUAACUGACGUGUCCUUAUUGUGGCUUGACAGGGUUGGGCACAGAACCGGCAACUAAUGCACUCUGAGUUGGACAGAUGCUCCCCUGCUGAGAGGGCAUGCCUACCUUAUAAUACCAAGGCAACUGCCGUGUUGUGGAAACAUAUAGACUUAGUUACUGUGUUAACAUGCAUUAAUUUGUAGCAACACGUUACUCAUUUGUUCAUUUGUAAGUUACUUGCUAUUUACAUUAUUAACUAUUUUCUUUAGAUUGGUGGAUUGUGUUUUAGUGUAAAUACAGUAAAUUCACAUGAUCCUGGGUUUAAAUUUGGGGUACUAGUAAUGAUCACCCAACUAGAAAUAUUUUUACGUCAAUAGCAGUUGACAUGUAGUGCCAUCCUGUCAUUUCAGUGCCAAAAUCAAUCUACUGCUAUGUGCUUUUUAAAAAAAAAUCUGCACAAGUAAAAUUCACAGCUCAGGGCAGAAUUAAAAGAAAACAUUUAUAAUUGAAUGAAUUGUGUUGAUCCACAGCAAGACCUUAAUGUAUUAUACUAAUGCUACUGUUAUGCCUUGUAGAGCAGGUAUUGUUCUCAGCAAUGCCAUAUUUGAAUGUCCAUGUCUGCCUUGUGACUUUAUUUGCCUGAAGUAAGCAAUGCCAACCUUAGCACAGAGAGCCAGUAAAGCGAUAACACUCACCUUUGCCCACAGUGAUUUGCUUUCUGUUUUGUACCUUAACAGUUUAAAGCACUGAGUUUGCAAAGUACAUGAGUUUUGUUUUAAAAUGAGACAUCUGCUAUCUGAAUAUGUCUGUCUGCUCAGUACACUGAUUUCUGGCACGAGGGUAAAGCACACUACUGGUUAAGUCAUCUAAAUGCCUUGCCUAGAGAUAAUUAUACUAGCACUGUUUAAGUGCUUUGAAAUGUUUAAGUUACUACAUAUAGAUUGUUAUUUGGAGGAUUACAGCAUCAUUCAAAUGAUUCUGAUAGUUGCUGUUUGUUAAAGUAUGAAACAAUCGUACUAUGAAUUGGUUGUUUCUGUGACCACCAGAUGGAGGCAAAGUCUGAAAUGUUCAAUUUCACAGUGGCUUUGCAGGUAAAGUAGACAGUGUUUUUAAAAAAAAAAAAGAAGAAAGAAGAAGAAAUGUGUUAUUUGGAAUAAUAUUACUCAUAGAAACAGAGUUUGAAAUGUUGUCUGUCUUCUUGCUGUAGGUCCUAAAUCAAUAUUAUUUUCUGCAUUAUGAAUGUAGACGGCCAAAGAAAACAUGAUAUGGUAUUUCCAUUUUCUGUAUAUGCAGUAUAUAUGUAUGUUGCUGUGCAAAAAGCUUGAAUGUUGAAUAUUGAAAGAGGUUCCAAAGGUUGUUGUUACCCUAAAAAUAACUAUGUAAUCCUUGCGUUUUCACAUGACAACAACAAUGUGCUCUGUUUUACAUGGAUUAUUCAAUGAGGGCAUCUUCGAACAAACUGAACAAACAAAAAUCACUUGUAAACCACUAGCUUUUCUUCAGUUUAUCCACCUAUAAAGACUGUUUUAUUCUCAGUGUGCCACCAGUGUGCGCGCUCUCUCUCUAUGUAUGUGUGUGACUUUGCAUGAUUUCUCCUUUUUUCCCGCCUCUACAAAGAAAGAAAGUUAACACUGUCUUAUACAAAAGAUAAGUCUAUUUUUGACAGGUGCAUUCAGAAAUAAGUUCUUUGACAAUUUUACCAGCUUCAUUUCUGGUACAGAGCACACCAAAUACUUCCUGCAUUUUACUUGUGUCUAAAAUGGUGAGAAAGUUUGUUGACCUUUAAGUGCUUUGUACUUUAACACUUUGCGGUAAUGAGAUGGUGAUGUUAAAAGUAACCAACACCAUCAAACCACGAAGUCCAAAAUCUUAAGGUCUGCCUCAUUAAUCCUCAGGAUCAACAACUAAUAUAAUUUAUUGAUUUGUUCAUAUUUUGUGUUCUUUUUGUCACUCGUCUUUCUAAUUAAGGUUCAUAACGAAGCAAAUAUUUCUGUAAAUAGUGAUGGGAAAUUCAGAAACUAAAGAAUUAAAAAAUGAAAUGAUCAAUCA